Molecule: messenger RNA, 2323 nt
Organism: Bombyx mandarina (wild silkworm)
Lineage: Eukaryota; Metazoa; Arthropoda; Insecta; Lepidoptera; Bombycidae
Gene: drongo
Product: Arf GTPase activating protein drongo
Cellular component (GO): membrane; cytoplasm
Molecular function (GO): GTPase activator activity
Source: RefSeq, a predicted model, not a curated record
UUUUACGAGCCGCUUUUGUGCUACUAGAAGUUGGAGGCUUACAUAUUUUUACUGAAUGAUACGGUGCAUUAUCCAUGAUGAUCGUCGAUGGCUCAUUUAAAUUGGUCAAUAAGAAAAAUGGCUGCGAACCGCCGAAAGCAAGACGAUAAAAAUUUAGAAAUCUUACGUGAACUAAUUUCUCUAAAUGGAAACAAAUAUUGCUUAGACUGUAACCAAAGAGGACCUACUUAUGUGAAUACAACAAUAGGAUCAUUUGUUUGUUCAAAAUGUUCAGGAAUGCUACGAGGCCUUACGCCCCCACAUCGCGUGAAAUCAAUUUCAAUGGCUACUUUUACCCCUGAGGAGAUAGAGUUUAUUAAAUCAAGAGGGAACGACUACUGUAGACUUGUUUGGCUAGGACUUUACGACGGUGAAAGUAUAAAUUUUACUGAUGAGCAGAGCGUUAGAGAUUUUAUGUUGGAUAAAUAUGAGAAGAAACGUUAUUAUUUAGAUGCGCCAACAAACAAUUCAGUAGUCAAUGGAAAUGUAUCAACUAAGAAUUAUAAGUCAAAAGCCAAGGCUGGAAAUGUAGCAGCAUCUGUAACACCUCUGAUAUCGAUUUCGCCGCAAUCUUCGAAAAAUGCAUCCAAUAAGAAUGCAAUUCAAACGGCGAAAUUAGUGAAUAAUUUACUUCCAACAACUGGAACUGAUGUUAGUCAGAGAAUAUCACGGCCAGUGAGUAGUGGGCAGCCCCUCCUUAAUUCUGCAAGUGCGCUCACAGUUGCGGCUCCAACUGCUACAGUCGCACCUCCGGUACCUGAUUUCCCUGUUGAUUUUUCUACUGCGAAUAUUUACAACAGUAGUCAGUAUAACAAUAAUAUGAAUAAUAAUUUUGUAAGUCAGUCAUCUACAGCCACACCAACAUUGAAUAAUAUUUUCAAUACAUCCUCAUCAACAGGAAAUGAUCGUUAUGCGGCAUUGGCUGUUUUAGAUUCAGCAUUAAGGCAACAAAAUAUGAAACAAUUAGAAGAAAGUAAUGGUAUUAGCAACAAGAAUCCAUUUCAAAGUCCUUCAACACAUGAUGUUUUUGCCAACAAAAACCCAUUCUUCAAUGAAGGAUGGAGUAUACCUGCUGCACCAGUCCCAGCCAACCCAUUUAUGCCUGCGACAAACAACGGCGGCUUCAUAAAUUCUAAGAAUCCAUUUCUUUGAUGGGUGGUCUAAGGAAGUCUUAAAUCAACUAAGACAUCAAUGAACAAAAUUACGUAACAAAAAGCACAAAUUAAGCUACAAAUUUAGAUUUAUAUUAAAUUUAGUGAAUGUAACAAUACUUUUGACGAAUGAGUAGUUCUGUGACCGCAUUCUAACGGUAUUUUUAAAUAGUAUCACUAUGCUUAAAUGUUAACUCAGUGCCUCACCAUAAUAUGCCUUAUAAUAUUCUGCAAGUGUUAUGAAAUUGAUAUAUUUUUAUAUAUUUACUAUUUUGAAAGUUAGGUAUGAUAAAAUAUUUACAAAUAAAAAAUGAGAAGACUGUACAGAAAUAGUAAAUGAAAUUCCUGGUCGUAGAUUUAUUUAAUUUAAAUGGUGUAUAAAAAUGUAAAAUAAAGGAUCGAUUUAAGCGACUAGCAAAAUUUUUAAUUAAAUCUGUAUACCAGCUAAUUCAUCGCUAAAUCAUGUUUGGACAUUCUUAUAAUCUGUUCGUUUAAUGUAGGUGAGUCAUCUCCUGUUUUGCUAUAACAUAACGUCAUCACUUUGCUUCGGCCUUAUUCCACAGUUAAGUUUCGAGAUUAACGAAUACGGCACGAAUUAUGCACCUUUGUUAUUGUUAUUAAUGUUGUAAUGAUUGCUACAGUCAACAAACGUGUUCAGUCAAUUUAACGUACUCUCUAACAUUCAGGCUCUAUUUUAUAUUUAGAUAAAGGUCUAGGUAAUGACAGUUAUUUAAUGUUGUUAAAACAAUCUUUUCGAAAGAGUGUUAACGAUGCGAGAGGCUCUAAUUUAAUUAAUCAGCACGAUGUGUUGACUAACUGAAAUGUUAAACUACUGACGGAAAGAUCAGUUAGAUUGUUGCAACGUGAAUUGGACUAAUUUAAUCAAACAAUUAUUUAUUACUUUUAUUGCUUGACAAAAUGUACUGAAUUUUUUCCUUGUCAGGGUUCGAUCGUUUUUCUUGUAUUGUUAACAUAACUCUAAUUAGAAAAUUAGUUAAUGAGCUCUCAAAUUUUGUUUCUUCUGUGAUUGUAACCAGUUUUAUUUUUUUGAAUUCAAUUGAUUAUUAUUUGUAUUUCUAAUGAAUUCACUCUAUUAUUUAUUUAAUGACUGUGUAAUGUAAUUAUUUUUUAUU